This is a messenger RNA of Contarinia nasturtii (swede midge), 444 nucleotides long. Its product is annotated as larval cuticle protein 65Ag1-like. NCBI's taxonomy places the organism in Eukaryota, Metazoa, Arthropoda, Insecta, Diptera, Cecidomyiidae. The coding region runs from base 89 to 418 and encodes 109 amino acids. The transcript has 2 exons. Gene Ontology annotation, molecular function: structural constituent of chitin-based larval cuticle. Gene Ontology annotation, cellular component: chitin-based extracellular matrix. The record is from RefSeq and is a predicted model, not a curated record.
UUUUGGUAUAAAUACGACACCCGAAAUACAAAGGAGCAUAGAAAGCAUUUUGUGCUCAAGUGAUCAAAAUCAAAAACAAUCAUCCAAAAUGAAAUUCGCCAUUGUUAUGUUCGCCCUCAUCGCCGUUGGCUCAGCCGCUAUUCUUCCAGGAGGUGAUGCUAGCGCCGAAACUGUCCGAAGUGAAUCCAAUGUUGGAACAGACGGAUUCCAAUAUGCAUACGAAACAUCAAACGGAAUCAAAGCCGAAGAACAAGGUCAAUUGAAGACCAUUGGAACAGAACAAGCUAUCGUCACACAAGGUUUAUACUCAUGGAUUUCUCCAGAUGGUCAAACAUUCACCUUGAAAUUCGUUGCUGAUGAAAAUGGUUACCAACCCGUCGCCGAUCACUUGCCAGUUGCUCCAGCUUCUUCCAAAUAAAUUCUGCAAUUUGAGAAGCAACACUU